GAUAUACAUAAUGAGAUUUACACUAGCUUGAGUAGAUUACAAGAUUCAUACGUUUUCCAGAACCUUAUAUAAGCUGGGAGUACCUAAGAAAGUUUAGUAAAAUCAGCCGUGCUUAUGUACCAGCUCUUGUGAUUCGAAAAGUCCAUCGAGUGAAACCAUGAAAUACUACGUAUUGUUAUUGAUAUUCGCCAUUGCGUAUCAAGGGGUAACAGGUUUUUCUCCAAGGAACCAAGUUUACCAAUAUGUCUCCAACCACCUGAAAGAACAGCCUCGCAAAAGAAUUUAUCCAAUUGUAAUCGAGAGUAUAGACAGGAAAACUGAAAACCCGUUGUUUAUACCCCCUAUACCCAGCAUUCCUUCUUCAGGUUUCUUCGCUUCACAUGUCACAGUACCAUAUAUGAAAGAAUUAAUAGAAAUAGAAGAUAAAAACAAUAAUGCAAUUGAACAACAAAGGUUAUUCGUAGAGAAACAUACAGAGUUGUAUAUUGAAAAAGCUAUCGAAGCGGUCGAGACCGUAGUCGGAAUGGUACAAAAGGUUUACGAAGAAGCAAAGAAUUUUUUAUAUGGCAUUAAGAAUAAAAAAAAACCAUCGGAAUCUGAGAACAAGCCAUCAGGCAAUCAAACGGAAGCGAGUAUACCUCAAACAACUCCCAGCUUCGACGAAUCGUUGAUUAAUCAGCCAACUACGCCAGUUAAAAUUAACAACAACAAAAAGAAGCCCCAAAAUAUUAAAGAUUCAGUGACACCUGAGAGUACUACAUCAAACAUUGAAACGCAAGAAAAUGUAUCACCAACAGUCUCUACGCUGGACGAAUCGACAGUCAAUCAGCAAACUACGCCAGCUAAAAUUGACAACAACAAAAAGAAGCCCGAAGAUAUUAAAGAUUCAGUGACGUCUGAGAGUACUACAUCAAGCACUGAAACGCAAGAAAAUGUAUCACCAACAGCCUCUACGCUGGACGAAUCGACAGUCAAUCAGCAAUCUACACCAGAUAAAAAUAACGACAACAAAAAGCAGUCCGAAGAUAUUAAAGAUUCAGUGACACCUGAGAGUACUACGUCAAGCAAUGAGACGCAACUGAGAGUACUACGUCAAGCAAUGAGACGCAAGAAAAUCCUUUAA
Molecule: messenger RNA, 1123 nt
Organism: Solenopsis invicta (red fire ant)
Lineage: Eukaryota; Metazoa; Arthropoda; Insecta; Hymenoptera; Formicidae
Exons: 3
Coding region: 158-1123 (321 amino acids)
Source: RefSeq, a predicted model, not a curated record